GCAAGUUAUCGUUCGAACUAAUUCUUCCCUGAAGUGUUUGCGAGAUUGAGUGUUUGUUUGCUUUGGAUCAGUGCUGAGAUUGUAGUUUUCGUCAGACUGUGUCCCGAUUUCAUGUUUUAUUGUCGCAGGAAUGCUUCAUGGUGAGCUAUUUCAGUAGUUAUUUUUAUUUUAUAUUUUUAUUUUUUGAUUACUAGAAGCGGAGUCGGGAAAAAGCAGGACGUUCGGGAUGGCACAGCGAUAUGGUGUGGCGAAAUUUGUAGUCGGGUUAAUGGUGGCGUUCUUGGUGUUCAGCCCGCUAUUAUGCUCGGCCUGGAGUGACAAUAGAGAAUUUAUGGAGCAGCAAGGCAACAGUUCCUUCUUAUGCAAGUCGUCCGGUCCUUGUGUUUCUUGCUCUCGCCCUGAUAAGGAAGCCAAUAAAUUUCAUUGUCGAUCAACUGGUUAUCAUCAAUCAUUUAAGUGUCGGGAGAUGAAGAGCGCUCAAAAAGUGGAGCAGAAUAAGCACGAUAUGGAAGGUCUCAGUGGUAAGCAGACAGCUCAUACUGACACCGACGGUAACGAGGUGACUGGAUCACACGACAGAAAGUUGCCAUCCACGGAAGGUCAUAGUGCAGUAGAGACACCAUCCUUCAAACUAGAAGGGGGUUUAAAAACAUAUCCCACUUAUAAAUCCUGCACACCUGCUGAUCUAAGAAACGACAAGUUUUCAGUGCUGCAGUUUGAGGCUAUCGCCCUUGCGUCAUUUGCAUUGUGCUCGCCUCUGGUGUAUUAUCGGCGCAAACACAGUUUUUCAGGCAUGACGAGAAUUCCUACGAAUGCCCGCUUUUGAUUCUUUACGAAAGAACGUUCUUGACAAUUUGCGACAGCGCGGUUCAGCGGUAUCGACUGUGUAAUGUCGCUGUUGAUCCCAUGUAUAUUAGUCGAUAGUAUCUGGAGCAUUGGAACUUCACCAGUCUGUAAUAUAUUGUCCCUGCAAAGUUCGAUGGUUAUGUUCCUCUUCGUUGAAGUGUUUUAGAUGAAACCGACGCAUCGACAGUCUAAGCUGGAUAAAAGUCACCGCAAUUCUUACGAGUGCA
Molecule: messenger RNA, 1073 nt
Organism: Physcomitrium patens
Lineage: Eukaryota; Viridiplantae; Streptophyta; Bryopsida; Funariales; Funariaceae
Source: RefSeq, a predicted model, not a curated record